Branchiostoma floridae (Florida lancelet) is the source of this 1677-nucleotide messenger RNA. Its product is annotated as mucin-2-like. The record is from RefSeq and is a predicted model, not a curated record. The transcript has 3 exons. NCBI's taxonomy places the organism in Eukaryota, Metazoa, Chordata, Leptocardii, Amphioxiformes, Branchiostomatidae. Bases 521 to 1609 code for a protein of 362 amino acids.
CCUUUGACACAAAGUAAACUUAAUUUCAUCUUAUGUAGUCAGUGAUGUAAAGGAAUUAUAAGGUUAAAAACAAAUCUACUUCAGGUGAUAUAUGAACGCAUAGGAUAAUGCAAACAAUCGCUGUAAUGGAACACACUGGGUUAUUUCUUACUAUCCUACAAGAAAACCUGAUCAAUGAAAAUACUAGUACACCGGAAGAAUCAAUGUCACAUUAUGUUGCACUUGAGCUUAAUCUAUGAAGUUGUGUUGCAACGUUAUUAAACAAAAUUUGGCCAAUGAAAAUUUCAGGUACAAUUCCCGAUGUGUUACCAAUCACUAGGAAACCUAUUUGCAACAAAUGUAGGUCCAAGAUUAAUGUUACAGCAUAUCAUAACUGACAUGGAUAUCUAGUUUGCUAGAAAAGUCAAUAUGACAGAAUAGCAUAGACACACAAGAGCUAUUUGUUCCUCCGGAUGGCGGAUCAAAUAGAAAUCCAAACUUCAGUCAAACUAUACUGUAACCUUGUCACCGCUGCUUCACGAUGCUACCCGCCAUGUUCUUCCUCCUGGUGUUUCUCCUGACCAGCGGGGCUGAAGGCAGGAGCCUGACGGACCGUCCGUUCUCAGACAGCCGCGGACGGGUGUAUCCUUCAGCAAGGACCACAGUGACAACUAUCCCAUGGACAACAACCACGCCCCACCUCCCGUGCUGGGCCUACCUAAAGUUCACCUGCCCUGACCUCGACUGUCAGGGUCAUGGUUCCGUACCUCACGACUACGCCAACUGCGUGUGCGGCUUCUGCCUCUGCCCUACAGCGGAUAACUACCGGCCUUGGUCAUGUGAGAGUCCUACCACCAUCCCGACAACCAUACCCACAACCCAAACCACAACCGCCCCCACCACCACAACCACCCCAUGGACAACCACGCGACCAUGCUGGGCCUACCUAAAGUUCACCUGCCCUGACCUCGACUGUCAGGGUCAUGGUUCCGUACCUCACGACUACGCCAACUGCGUGUGCGGCUUCUGCCUCUGCCCUACAGCGGAUAACUACCGACCGUGGUCAUGUGAUCCUCCUACCACCAUCCCGACAACCAUACCCACAACCCCGGUCCCAUUCAUCAGCACCACCACACCCCAGACAACCACUCCAUGGACAACCACGCGACCAUGCUGGGCCUACCUAAAGUUCACCUGUCCUAAUCUAGACUGUCAGGGUCAUGGUUCCGUACCUCACGACUACGCCAACUGCGUGUGCGGUUACUGCCAGUGCCCUACAGCGGACAACUACCGGCCUUGGUCAUGUGAUCCUCCUACCACCAUCCCGACAACCAUACCCACAACCGUAACCACAACUACCCUAGUCCCUCCUACCACCACCACCAGUCACAAUUGUUGGCACUACGGCUGGAAGUUUACCUGUGUCCACAAGCCUUGUGUGGACGGGACACCUGACGACUACGCCAACUGUAGAUGUGGGGAGUGUCCAAAUGGUCACAACUGUUACGCCUGGGACGGCACCAUUAUCCCUGCACAUGGGCCCGUUGAUGUGGACGGCGUGACUUGUCAGUGUCGCAACUCCGGAUUCUCGCAUUAUGCCGACUGUGACCUGGGCGCCAUCACUGGCUGAGCGAUUGACUCAAGUCAUGUUAGAGUUUGCGCAAAGAUGACGAAUGAAAAUUAAAUUCACAAAAUUAA